UCCCCCACUUCCAUUCGGUCCUGAAGUCAGGUCACGUGAUAACCAGAAUCAAGAUGGCGCUGUUUUGGGCGCAGUGUCGCAACUGUCGCACCAGCAGCAGUAGUAAGUUUUAUAGUAAUAAUAACAACAACACUAAUUACUGUCAACCGAUGACCGGUUGUCUUUCCCAUGCAUUACCUCUAUUACCGUUGUUGUUUUAAUUGUUUGGAACCAAAAAGAAAAAAAAAAACGGAAAUUCAUUUUUAUUUACUAUUUUUGCUUGUGUUUGAAAGUGUAUAAUUAUCAGUCAUGGCGAAGUGGACUGCUACAAAUACCAACGAAAGAUAUGGAGUCGUGAUUUACAGCUAUCAUGGCACUGCAGAAAAGACUUUACCCCUCACUGUUGGACAAACUGUAUAUAUUGAAGAAGAAACAGAUGGGUGGUAUAAAGGUUACAAAAUUAAAAACAAACAUGAGAGGGGAAUAUUUCCAAAGACUUAUGUGUUCAUCAAAGAAGCCACACUUUCAGGAUGUCAAGAACUCAUUUACACAGGUGAACCACCAAUUGUUGCAGAGAUUACAAGUGUACUUCGAGAAUGGAGUAACAUAAUGUAUCAACUUUAUGAGAACUGUGAUGAAAAAUUUCUUGACAUCCGAAAUUCAGUACUAGAUUUAAUGGAAUGGCGGAGUAAGAUUUUAUCCCAAAAAAUGACUGUGGAUGAGUUACGUGAUUUGAAGCACAAAGCCACCUCUAAAAUCGAUUCUGGAAAUGUUUCCUUAAAGAUGGACCUUGUGGUGCGUGAUGAUGAAGGAAAUAUUAUUGAUCCUCAGAAAACCAGCACUGUAAAGAUUUAUCGUCAGCAUGUUCUUGCAGCUAAAAGAAUCCAAGAAAAUAGUCGAAAUUCCACUGAAGUAGAAGUGAAACCAUUAAUUCAACCAACAUUUGGAUUGUACGUGAUGUUGCGGAACUUUGUAUGUCGAAUUGGGGAAGAUGCAGAUCUGCUGAUGAAUCUCUACGAUGAACAAACAGGAAACUUUAUUAGUGAAAAUUAUGUUGUGAAAUGGGGUAAAGAAGGAAUGCCUAAAGAUAUAGAUAUGUUGAAUAAUUUCAGAGUUGUGUUCACAGAUCUUGGUUCCAAAGACAGACAACGAGAAAAAGUGUUCUUAUUAUUCCAGAUAGUUCGAAUUGGUACCAUGGAUCCUCGGGAUAUGGAUAACAAAAAACAAACUCAAGGCUUACGGCGACCUUUUGGUGUUGCUGCUAUGGAUGUUACUGCUUUCAUUCAAGGAGGCUCACUUGAGUGCAAUGAAGACACACAGCAUUUUAUUCAUGUCCAUAUGUGUGGUGAAAGAGAAUUUCUUGAAACUGUGAUAAAGAAAAUUACAAGUGGACGCGAAAGUGAUCAUAAAGGCCAAGGUGUGUGGGUUUCCAUUAAAGUGCUGGAAGGAGAUUCACAACAGAUCUGGGAUGAUUACCCACAUUUAGUUUUACCUGGGACAGCAAUAUCUCGUAAAAUUGGCUUUCCAGAGGUUAUCAUGCCAGUAGAAGGUGAUGUCCGGAAUGAAAUUUACAUUACAUUAAUGCAAGGCGAAUUUAACAAAGGCUCCAAGACAUCAGAGAAAAAUGUUGAGGUGACGAUCCAAGUUUGCAAUCAAAAAGGAGAGACACUUGAGAAUGUGAUAAGUGGCGGUGCUGGUGGUGAGAUGAUGUCAAGGUACAGUUCCUGUAUUUAUUAUCACGAAGACCGACCAAAAUGGUUUGAGACUGUGAAGGUUGCUAUUUCCACUGAAGAAGAAUUCCGAGGUCUUCAUCUGAAAUUCCUAUUUAAACAUCGUUCCUCAAGUGAAGGUAAAGACAAACUGGAGAAACCAUUUGCUAUGGCAUUCAUCAAACUAAUGAAUGAGGAUGGUACGACAUUAAAAGACACAAUCCAUGACUUGCUCAUCUAUAAAGCUGAAUCAAAAAAAGUUGAUAACUUCAAAGACUACUUUGAUUUCCCAUCUACACGGUAUGAGUUUGAAAAUUGUUCAAGCAAUUUUGUGAACAGCAGGUCCAGUUUACAAAGAGGUGGCCUUAUCAUCAGCACCAAAGAUUUUGUUCAGAUCAAAACAUAUGUAUGUUCAACAAAAUUAACACAUAAUGUAAAUCUCCUUGGUUUAUUAAAAUGGCAAGAAAUAUUAAAUGAUUCUGUUGCCUUAAAGAAGCAUCUAGAAGAGUUGAUGACUGUGGAUGGUGAAGAGAUUGUGAAGUUUUUACAAGAUCUGCUUGAUUCAUUAUUCAGUAUUUUAAUGCAAAACAACAAUUCAGAUACCUAUGAAAAUUUAGUGUUCACAUCUUUGACCCAUAUCAUCUCUCUAAUUUCUGAUCGAAAAUACCAGCAGUUCAGGCCUGUCCUUGAUACUUACAUUACAAUAACUUUCAGUUUUGCAAUGGCCUACAGUAAAUUAAUUGUUAUCUUGAAAGACUAUGUUGAUUCAGCAACUGAGUCCAAUCCUACACUUUUCAUUGCCAUGAAAUCCUUGGAGUAUAUCAUGAAAUUUAUAAUCCGAUCUCGCUUUCUCUUUUCUAUAAUCAAUGAUGAACGCGGCCGAGAACAGUUUGAGAUUAGUUUGAGACAGCUUUUUAUGUCUAUCAAUCAAAUGAUGGCUCACAAAGCUGACACUACUAUCCUAGUUCAAGGUGCUGCAUUGAAAUAUAUUACAGCCACAAUACCUGAUGUGAUUUCUGUAUUUAGUCCAACUGAACUCAGUAAACUAUUGGUGGCAUUCUUUGAUGCCAUACCACCGAAUCGGCUGUCCAAUCAAAAAAUGCAAAGUAUUAACAACCUGGUCCACAGUAAACUAUUUGAGGAUAGUGCGUGCCGACAUAUUCUUCUUCCUAUGAUCUUGACCCACACUUCUGAGCUGCUAAACAACAAACGAGAAAUGCCAGAAUGUGCCAAUGUUCUCAGUGAUAUCAUGGACAGUUUCUACUGUACAAGAAAUGUUGAUGAUUUGUCAAUAAUGAUCCAAAAGAUAUUCAGAACUGUGAUUCAAACAAUUAUUCAGAUGGAUUGGAAUCAAAGUCUUGUGGGCAACUAUGUUGCGAUAAUGAUGGCCAUUCUCAGUCAAAUGACUCAGCAUCACUACACUGUGUAUAUUAACAGCUUUGCAACACGUUUUGAUUUGCUUGAUUUCCUUACUGAAAUACUCAUGAUUCUACAACAUUUAAUAACUGAGAAUGUCUACAAGAAUGACUGGAAUGAGAUGAUUUUGCAUCAAAACAGCAUCAUUCUUCGAGCCUUGAGGUUUUUUGCCACAACAAUAAAAAGUAGCUUUUCUGAUCCAUUUGAAUAUGAGCUAUGGAAUGGAUUCUUCUUCUGUGCAGUAUCAUUUCUUACACAAAAGCCAUUGCAACUGGAGAAAUUCUCUCUUAAUAAAAGAAGUAAAAUUAUAGCCAGAUAUAAAGACAUGCGACGAGAGAUGGGGUUUGAAAUUCGAAGCAUGUGGUUCAAACUGGAUCAAAACAAACACCGGUUCAUUCCUGAUUUGGUUGGUAAAAUUUUGGAGAUGACACUUAUUCCUGAAACUAUUUUGAGGAAAGCCACUAUUCCAAUCUUCUUUGACAUGAUGCAGUGUGAGUUUCAGCAAAUCUCACCAGAUGGACGAAACUCUAAAAAUAAUUUUUCUGAGGUUGAAAACCAAAUAGUAACUCAGCUUGAUGUACUUGUUGAAGGUGGCUGUGGUGAUGAAGAAUACAUGGAACUUAUGUAUGAAAUCUUGAAAGAUUUAUUUGAAAAGCAUAAACAGAUGGCACAACAAGGAGAAGUAUUUGUUGAGAUGAUCCGUAAGCUACUACAACGGCUGUUACAGUAUAGAACAAUGAUCCAAGAUGAAGUUAAGGAUCAUAGAAUGAGUUGUAUUGUAAAUUUGUUGAAUUUUUAUCAUGAAAUUUGUCGUGAAGAACUAUAUGUUCGCUACCUGCAUAAACUGUGUGACCUGCAUUUAGACUGUGAUAAUUUUACUGAAGCUGCCUGUGCCCUCAAUUUGUAUGCUAAUAUGCUUGAAUGGUCUGAUAAAUCGGUUCCACCUGUACUCAUGAGUCAUCAGUACCCUGAAUACCAGACCCAAUUAACACUGAAAGAGAGGUUAUAUUAUGACAUGAUUGAUUACUUUGAGAGAGGCAAGAUGUGGGAAAAGGGAAUUGAACUGUGCAAAGAACUAGCAAAUCUCUAUGAAAAUGAACUCUUCGAUUAUGAACGCCUGAGUGAAUUACUGAAAAGGCAAGCUGAUCUAUAUGUUCAGAUCAUGAAAACAUUGAGAUAUGCCUCAGAAUAUUUUCGUGUUGCUUAUUAUGGCAGAGGUUUUCCAUCUUUUCUUCAGAACCAAGUAUACAUUUACCGAGGGAAAGAAUAUGAAAGGCUUACAGACUUCAGUGCUCGUUUGCUAACAAUGUUUCCAUAUGCCGAAAAACUGACCACUUUAUCCACUCCAGGAGAUGAUAUUAAAUUAUCUCCCAAACAGUACCUGCAGAUUAAUGCAGUUACACCAUGUUUAGAUCUGAAGAGUCAAUUCAAGAACAAGACAGUGAGUGAAUCAAUAUUAAGCUACUAUAUGGUCAAUGAAGUCCAAAAGUUUACCUAUUCUCGACGAAUGGAUGACAAUGUCAAAGACGUGAAGGACAUGUGGUUGGAACGCACAAUUUUAGUUAUAUCCCAUCCACUUCCAGGGAUUCUUCGCUGGUUUCCUGUUGUCUCUACUGAAGUGGUUGAAGUUAGUCCACUUGAAACCGCUAUUGAAACGCUAGAAACAACAAAUAAGAAACUUCAAGGACUAAUAGGCCAGCAUAACAAAGAUCCUAGUUUGAGGGUUGACCAGCUUACUAUGUUAUUGAGUGGAGUUGUUGAUCCUGCAGUUAACAAGGGUAUUCUCAACUACAAAGAGUUUUAUUCCACUGAAUUCCUAAUGAACCAUGAAAAUGACAAAAAUACUGUUGAUAUGAUUUCCAGGCUGAAGAGUUUAACUUUGGAGCAGGGUGCUUUGUUGAGAGAUGCCCUUCAGGUACACAAACGACUUUCUCCUGAAAGAAUAAAACCUUUACAUGCUCAUAUGGAGCAUCGGUUUGCUGAACUGUGUGAUUGCAUUGAACAGGAAUGUGGUUUGCGGAUUGCAGAGAAAGAUAUCACCAAUGCCAUGAGAAGAAAUCAAUCUUCCUUAUCAAUGUCCUCUUCUCCAAGAUACAGUAGUAGUUCAAUAGCAGCUAUAGCUGAGACAGGUUCACAUACUUUAAACCACAUACCUUCUCCAACUACCAAAAGUAACACUGCUCUCCGGUCGCGUUCGAUUUCCUGCGCUUCAGUAGCCGGUGUCGUAGCAGAAUGUGCAAAUGGUUUCCCAUUAAAAAGCAAAAACAGGCGCACAUCUCAACUACCUGAUGCCACUAACAGUGCAUCAAGUAGCCAACGUAAUUCUGUGGAGCAGCGCUUAGAGCUUAAUGAGCAGCUAACACCUAAACGCCCUCUACGACCCGACUCUGAACGCAGAAAUAGCCGACCAGCGAGCAGCCAGUUCCAUUCUGAUCAAACUCUCUCAGUUUUUCACGCCAGUGCUUCAAGCCUUUGUUCUAACGUCUCAAAUACGUUAGAAACACCCGAAUCAACCAGCGAUGAUUCUGAUUUCUAUGGCGAACCACCGCCGCUCCCGGAAAAGUUAACAUUUGCUGACUACACAAAUACUAUGGGAGAGGACUCACAAAUCGUUUCCCAUCGUCUAAUCACUACAGUUGGACCUAAGAACAAACCACCUCCUCCAAUCCCAGUUGAAGAAGAAAUACCACCUGUACCUAGAAAGCCACCACUUCCACGAUAACAUCAACAGACUUGCUCAAAGAUUCAUGACUGUGCUCUCAUCAUUUUUCAAGCAACAACAUUGUUUGUUUUUACUGCACUUGCCAGCAAGUGAAUUAGAGGAGAAGAGAUUACUCUGGCAGUGCCAGAUUUACACUAAAUUACUCUUGAGUCUAAAUGAAAUCUACAAAGCUAGACUGGAAGAAAAUCUCAUGAAAUUAAAAUGUUAUGGCAAUAUUUUUCCCCUCCAUAACAUCAAAACAUAAACCCAUGCACAUUUCACAUUUAUUUUUUUUCCUUUAUGCAUUUAAGUUUUUAUAAUUUCCUCUUCAAAUUUUAUCUAUAAAACUAAACAGAAAUAAUCUUUUGGGAGGAACGAACAUAUUUCAACUAUCUCUUGAACAAAUUUUAUAUAAAUUUAAUUUUUUUUUUUCCCUGUUCAACAGUUGGAAGUUACCUCCAUCUCUAUAUGUUGACAUUUUGGAGUAUUCCUCACUCCAUCUAAUAACAACACUAUUCAACGCUGGUUAUUUUCCUCCUUCCCCUACCUUAUUGAUAUCCUUGCCAGGGAUAUAACUCAACUGCUGGCAGCUGGCAAAUAGAUUUUGCUGUACGAAGACUAUUUUUAACAUUUUUAUUUUAAUCAUUUAUUUUUUAAAUGUCCAUCAAAGACAAUUUUACUCAUUCGUUGUGAUGGAAUUCGAUUCAUAUUUUCUAUUAGUUAUCCAUAUGUCCUGGAUAUUUUUAACAUUUAUAACUCUUAAGUAAUCAGUUUUAAGUAAAUCAAAUUGCACAUAAGUACAUCUGUAUUAUACUUAGAUCUGACUACUCAAUGUGCAUUUGUAUCCUGUGAGUUACAAGAAAUUCUUUUUUUAUGAGGUUCCCUCAAGGAAAAUAUUCUAGACAUAAAGUUAUAUAUCCUUCUCUUUUUAUCUGAAAAAUAUUCUAUAUUGAUUACUUUUCACUGAAAGUAACUAAGCAUAUAUACAUUCUUGGAAGUGCAUCUUUUCUGCCUUCAUUACACUUCCAUGUAUCAUAGUUGUGAAAUACAUUACAGUCUUUGUGAACACAUGACUGUAUAUUUGUUGAGUGCUGUUCAUGUUUACUUGUUAUGUAAUCGAAACAUAUGAAAGAAUUCUAUGAAUGAAAGGUUGAGCCGAGAAUCUCAUAUCUGAAUAUAAACACAAUUAAAACUGCUGUUUCCUCAUUCACACAUACACAAAUCACACAACCCCAUCCCCCCACUUAAAUGAUUAGCUAGGUACACAUAGACACACAAAUGCAACAACACUGGUUCAAAUUCUCUGUUUUACUGUGUGAAUAUUUAUAUGAAAUAUAACAUUAUUUAUGAUUUCACUGUUUAUUUUGAACAAUAGAUGUCAGGUGCUAAAUGAAUCACAAAAUACUGCUUUAAACUUUCUAAUUUAAGACUAUGAAAAUUGUUAGUAACCUGAAGAUUUUGGACAGUUUUUCUGUUUUCUUUCUUUAUACUUAAAAGGAUUUUUUUUGCAUCUUUUUUGAUUCUUCACUGAAAUACAUAAUUUACUGAAUUAAGUUAUUCAAAUCUACAACUACUAAUUUAUAUAUAUAAUAUACACACACACAUAUAUGCACACAUAGCCUUUUGUAUUCAUUUCUGUUAUUAUUGUUUUGUAAUAUAUGUGAAAAUCCUUCAUCAUACAUCUUUUAUCUUGUCACUGAUUGAAGCAGAUUACCAAUAAAUAUGUCAGAGUACAGCAAAAUACUUUCCACGUUUAAGGGUUUUUACUGUCAUCACAAAACAAUAAUAUAGCUGAAGUGAAUCUAGCAGCAAGCAAUUUUAAUGAAUCAAGGCUUUAGUAUGAUGCAAUUACUUUAAUAUUAACACACAAUUCCAAAUGAAAUCACGAACCAAGCAAGUGUAACCAAGAAGUACACAUCAUCAUCACCAUCAUCAUAAUUUUAUGCCCAUUUUACCAAACUGGAUAUAAGUCUGUAUUGUACGUGUGUGUGUGUGAUCGCAUAAAACAGAAGCUGUAACAAUAUUUUUAAAGAUUAAAGAUCUUAAUUCAUUCUUACUCAGUAUUUCAGUUUAGCAGAUCAUAAUUAUGAAAUGAAACUGAGCAAUUAAGCAGGUUUUUAAAUUCAUAUAUAUAUAUAUAUAUAAUUUCAUUUGGGUGUUGACCCUUGAGUUUACCCUAUUAUCCAUGGGUCCAAGUUAUCAGACAGACAGUAAUGCAGAGAUUGUUUGUUUUAUCAAAAACAUUCUUAAAAAUCCACACAUAUCCAGAGAUUUUACAAUUAUAAACAAAGAGAGGCAAGUCCUUUUAUUACAUUAAUUUGCACAAUUGUUUCAUCUGAAUUCAAUCUCAUGAAUAUUGCUAUAUUUGCAAAUAACUUUAUGCAUAAUAUAACAAUAUUCAUGAGAUCAAUUUCUGAUGGAACAAUUGCAAAUUAAUGUAAUAAAAGGAUUAGCUCAUUCCAUUUUCCUUGUUUGUACAUACAGACAUUCAAAUAUAUAUAUAGACACACACACACACACAUAUUUGUGUAGAAUAAAAACUGUCUUGAGGUAAAUUUUAGAUAUAUUAUUGUGGGUAGAAUUUUGUAGCUUAAUUUGAGAGAGGAAAACUACAGGUCUCCUGGUUUUACUAGUAAGAAACAAAUAUGCUUUGUGAUUUCUGUAAGUUAGCACAUGAUUAUUUUUUCAGAUCUCAAAUUGUUGUUUACAAAUAUAUUUUUUAAUGUUAUAAUUGUAGCUAACCAUUAUAUUAAAUAAAAAUAGACAUUAUGUAUAGUCUAUUUUUAUUUCCAAAUCAAGCAAGCUUAGUAGGCUUCUAAGUUUUUAGUUAACAUUAAGUCAGUGUAAGUCUGAAAAAAUUAAGGUAUUUUCUUGUAAAUUUUUUUUCAUACCUCUAGAAAUUUUAGAAUAAUUUUUUUAAUCCCAUAUAUCUUCAUCUCUAGAUUCACCUAUGAUUAACGGUUCUAAUAAAAAAUUUUGCUUUGAGAAGCUAUGUCUUCAUCAAGACAGAAUGCUAGCAAUUCUGUCAAGGUGGUUUCUUAACUAAGGAAGUUGAGGUUGGAUUGCAAUGUUCAGCUGCUAAACACUGUCAAAAUUGUUAUUACCUAUCUACACAAACACACACCUGUGGCACAUGCAUCAUCAUUCUCAGAGAGCUGAAAGAUUAAAAUGACUGUUGUGAAAUUGGAACCACAGAAACAGACCCUAAAUUAAGUAAUGGGAUCAACAUAAUUGACUAUAUCCCUGAAAGUAAUGCUCCAGCUUGGCAGGAUCCUGAUAAAUAAAGUCAGUAAAAGAAUACAUUCAUUUGUUAUCAGGAUUAGCUUGAACAAAGAUAUUUCUGCUGUUUGCAGAAUGAUAAAGUUAAAACUGCAUACACAAGACCUUACCUGAUGUGUUUUUGAUAUGUAGACUGCUUCCCUGACAUAGUUUACCUCAGCCAUAUUGUUGAUAUACAUAACCAGUAUCACUACAUUCCUUCUAUACAUAGAUUACUCUAAAUCUUGCCACUUCAAUAUAAUAUGCUUUGGUGCAGAGGUCUAAUAAGUUUGAAACGUAUUUGUUGUUUUCAUAGUUUACUUUAAAGACAUGAUCCAUUCCGAUGUGCAUUGUCUUUAAUUAUCAAAACAUUUAUCUCCCUUAUUUUCAAGAUUUUUAAGCAUUCCUAGAUUUUGUCUAUUGACUGCUUGAAUGAAUUCAGUUGAAAUUUUGUAACUCACUAUAUUAUAUGGGAGACCCCACUAAAUUAGUACAUGAUUGUAUAUAGCCAAAGAAUUUUGGCAGAUCUUGAAACAAUAGCGAUUUUUUAUUGAUACUUUUAGCUAAAGCUAUAUGUCUCAAUGUGUGCUUGACUCCAGUAACUUACUUGGUUGUAGGCAAACCGUUUUCACAUUGUAGUGUCUCUAGGCAAGUUAGUGUAGUGAAACCCAUCUCGUUUUCCCUCCCCACUGUUCAAAUAAACUUAUAGUCACUGUAGUUAUAGAAGUUCAUCAUUGCAAGUUUAAAAAAAUACUUAGCAGUUAAACAUUGCUUGCAUUAUUUAAUAACAUAAAAUUAGCUGUACUACUUCAUAGAAUCUAUUUUGGAGUAAUUGACUUUCGUAAUAUUUUAUUUUUAUAUCUUCCAUUAGUGAACAAUAGCAUUGUUAGUUAUAGGUUUCUAAUGAGCCAAUCAUUGGUUCACUAUACAGUGUUUUGGUGAAUGUCAUGUGGAAUAGCUUCCUUAUUUCCUUAACCACUUACUACUUUUUUUUAAAGAUAUAGUUAUGUUCUGUGAACCUUUUAUUGCCAAAUUUCCCGAAACAAAUGCAAAAAGAUGAUUCAGUUUUUGAAUCAAUAAGCAAUCAAGUGGCUGAAUGGUCUAAGAGGUUUGCUUCACAAGCAUAUGGUCCUCAGUUCAAUCCCACUGUGUAGCACUUUGAGCAAGUGUCUUUUACUAUUGUCUUGGAUCAGCCCAAGCUUUGUAAAUGAUUUUGGGUAAAUUGAAACUGUCUGAUGGACUGUACUUGUAAUUUAAAAUGGCAGCUUUCUCACUCACUGUACUAUGCUGAUUCUGGCUCAGUUACCUUAAAAGAAAGUACAAAUGUGUCUGGAAUAUUCAGCCACUUAAACUAUGUAUCUUUUGUUUUUCCCUGUCAUCCACAAACAUAUUUUGUCUAGCGUUUUCAUGCAAAUCUAUGAUUAAAGACAUUCCAGCCAUGACCAUCCCAUCUUUUCAAACAUUGUUUAUCUUAUAUGUCAUUUUCUACUAUGUUCUUCCUUUUUCUAAGGAUAGUAGAGUGUGAUCCAAAAGAGAUUUAACUGCUAUUUCUUGUUUGUCAAGCAACCACAAACAUGCUUUCUCACUGACUUUGAUGGUGAUGAUCUAGUAAAAUAGAAAUAUUUAAUGUAAUCAAUGUGAAGUUUGGCUAAACAUAGGAAUUUUAAUAAAUUGAAUUUUUUUGACAUCCAU
Octopus sinensis (East Asian common octopus) is the source of this 10755-nucleotide messenger RNA. Its product is annotated as dedicator of cytokinesis protein 1. Gene Ontology annotation, molecular function: guanyl-nucleotide exchange factor activity; small GTPase binding. Gene Ontology annotation, cellular component: plasma membrane; cytoplasm. The record is from RefSeq and is a predicted model, not a curated record. The coding region runs from base 289 to 5826 and encodes 1845 amino acids. Gene Ontology annotation, biological process: cell migration; small GTPase-mediated signal transduction. The transcript is spliced from 55 exons. NCBI's taxonomy places the organism in Eukaryota, Metazoa, Mollusca, Cephalopoda, Octopoda, Octopodidae.